Alnus glutinosa is the source of this 1338-nucleotide messenger RNA. RefSeq names its product 2-methylene-furan-3-one reductase-like. The transcript has 4 exons. Lineage: Eukaryota; Viridiplantae; Streptophyta; Magnoliopsida; Fagales; Betulaceae. The record is from RefSeq and is a predicted model, not a curated record. The coding region runs from base 58 to 1227 and encodes 389 amino acids. Gene Ontology annotation, molecular function: zinc ion binding; oxidoreductase activity, acting on the CH-CH group of donors, NAD or NADP as acceptor.
AAACAGAGCGAAGAGAUAAGCCGUUAGGGACGGUUGGAAAACAUUGGAGGCCAAGCCAUGCUCACAUCCACAGCUUCUCAACUCAGAACCUUCCACUCUUUCUCACCACAACCAAACCCAUUUUCUCCCUUCAGAUUUUCCCUCACUUUCCGGGAAAAUAAGAAGAAAAGCACUUCCACCAGCGCUACUCCUCCCGGGAAAACCCGGGUUCAUACGCUCCCUCUCAGAGUCUCUGCUAAUUCCCAAGCUGCACCUGCUUCUACUGAUGCGUCCAAGGUGUCCUCCAUACCCUCUGAAAUGAAGGCGUGGGUAUAUGGGGAAUACGGGGGUGUGGAUGUUUUGAAGCUUGACUCGAAGGUGUCGGUGCCGGAAGUGAAGGAGGACCAGGUUCUGAUCAAGGUUUUCGCCGCGGCGCUUAACCCUGUCGAUUUUAAGAGGAGGCAGGGGAAGUUCAAGGCCACUGAUUCGCCUCUUCCGACUGUUCCAGGCUAUGAUGUUGCUGGUGUGGUGGUAAAAGUAGGCAGUCAAGUAAAGGAUCUAAAAGUGGGGGAUGAAGUAUAUGGAGACGUAAAUGAGAAAGCAUUGGAAGGGCCUAACCAGUUUGGCUCUCUUGCGGAGUACACAGCCGUCGAGGAAAAAUUAUUGGCUCCAAAGCCAAAGAAUCUGGAUUUUGUUCAGGCUGCAGCGCUGCCUCUUGCAAUCGAGACUGCCUACGAGGGUCUAGAAAGGACAGGGUUUUCUGCUGGUAAAUCUAUUCUUGUUUUGAAUGGUGCUGGUGGAGUUGGAAGCUUGGUAAUUCAGCUAGCAAAACAAGUAUUCGGUGCUUCAAGAGUUGCAGCCACUUCAAGCACUGGAAAAUUGGAGUUGUUGAAGAGCUUGGGUGCUGAUUUGGCUAUUGAUUACACUAAGGAGAACUUCGAAGAUUUGCCAGAAAAGUUUGAUGUUGUCUAUGAUGCUAUUGGGCAGUGUGAGAGGGCAGUGAAGGUAGUGAAAGAAGGGGGCAGCGUUGUGGCCCUAACCGGUGCUGUCACACCUCCUGGCUUUAGAUUUGUAGUCACUUCCAAUGGAGCUGUUCUGAGGAAACUGAACCCAUAUUUAGAGAGUGGAAAGGUGAAGGCGGUUAUUGACCCCAAGGGGCCAUUCCCAUUCACCCAGCUUGUCGAGGCUUUCUCAUAUAUUGAGACAAACAGAGCAACUGGAAAGGUAGUCAUACAUCCAAUUCCGUGAGAAUAAUGGAAAACUAGUCAAUUACUCAAUUUUGCAUCGUAUUAAACACUCCUCUCUGUAUUAGAAUGACAGAGUGAGAAUAUCAAGAUCAGCUGUGUUGAGUGCUCUUAA